AUGAGUAAAAAUAGCCCAGUCCCAUUUUCUUCCCUUUGUGAGAAGAGUGCCAAACCCUCUACACCUAGUGGUCCUCUCCAGUCCUCGUGUGGAUAAGGGCCGUAAUGGUCCCCAUGUAGAAUUUUGAGUCUUGAGUUUGAAAGACAACAGCGAGGGAUGCCUGAUCAUGGUCCUACUCCUGGGACUUUUGCUGCUGCUCUCAGGGACUGGAGGGAACUUGGGGGUUCUUUUGGAAGGACGCCCAGGAGAUCGGGUGAAUAUUUCUUGCACUGGGAUCCCUCGCGUGACCCGCUGGGCUUGGGCUCCCAUCUUCCCAAACUGUGUAGGCUUGCUUCGGGGUCGCCGCCCACUCUUCUGGGCCUCCGCCCCAAGAAAUCUCACCCCAGCUUCCACCUUGCACUUUGCUGGUCGUCUGCGUGUGGUGGGCCCCAAUGGCAUUCAGCAGCUGGAACUGCUCUUAGCUAGAGGAGACUCGGGGACCUUCUUCUGUACCGGAACUGGUGGCCGCCGGGGCAAUGAGAGUCGGACCUUCCUCCGAGUGCUUGGGGAUCUGGCUACUUGCAGAACCCCCAGCCCCACCUCAGGAUCCUCGUACCCUCUGUUCCUGUACCCUCUGCUGGGCAUCGGGUUGGCUUUGGGGCUGACAGGGCUGGGGAUGGCUUGGAGACUUCGUCAGAAACUCCCUUCUGGGCUAGUCAGAACCAUCCCAGCAUGUGGUGAGAAUAGCCCCUCUCCCCAGCUCCAUUCUGUGACUGGGCACGUGCCCUCUUCCCAUCCCUCUGCUCUGUACCCAUUCCCCAAAACAAAAGAUCCAUCUAGGAACACUGAGAUCCAGAGUCGAUGGAAAAAAGAGACUCAAGAAACAGAGAACUCAGAUGUAGAAAAGAGCCUUCUCUACGCUGAUCUGGAGCAUAUUCCUCUCAGAAAUCCUCGAAACAUCAUCCCCAAGGAUGCUGGCACCAUCUAUGCUAUAGUGGUUUGAAAAGAGCAUGCAUUGUGAUCCUCCUGACCUUCCUUCCCACUGCCUCAUUCUCACCCCCAAAGAGUCAUCAGAAGCCAAUCCUGAGCCCAUCUGUGCCUCGGAUACUCUCUGCUCCCUACAACUACAGAAAAUAGACCUGAAUUCUAACUUUCACCUUUCCCCUCUGGGCCCCUCCCGCCCCUCCCCACAUUGUGCUGUUCCACUCUUGUGAUGCUAGACAGAACAAAACCAAUUCACCAGCGCCCAAAUCCAUCUUCCUUAAUCAAACACUAACACACAGUGAAGUCUAAAA
Sarcophilus harrisii (Tasmanian devil) is the source of this 1274-nucleotide messenger RNA. RefSeq names its product megakaryocyte and platelet inhibitory receptor G6b (gene MPIG6B). The transcript is spliced from 6 exons. Gene Ontology annotation, biological process: megakaryocyte development; blood coagulation; platelet formation. NCBI's taxonomy places the organism in Eukaryota, Metazoa, Chordata, Mammalia, Dasyuromorphia, Dasyuridae. Bases 167 to 982 code for a protein of 271 amino acids. Gene Ontology annotation, cellular component: plasma membrane. The record is from RefSeq and is a predicted model, not a curated record.